AUGCGCGCAAGCAACCCACCACGGCGACCGAGCUGGCUCUGGCUCGCCGCCUGCACCGCGCUCGUCCUCGUCAUUGCGACCCUCCCCACCUCGCUCGCCGUAAAGCGCCACGACUUCAAGACCUGCGCCCAGUCGGGCUUCUGCAGGCGCAACAGGGCCUUGGCCGACCGCGCCACCGAGACGGCCACCGCGUGGCACUCGCCCUACGCCCUCGCCGCACCACCUCGGUUCGCUCGCGGCACCCUCUCGGCCGCUGUCACCAACCGCCUGUUCCCCGCCGUCCAGUUCCGCCUCGAGGUCCGCUUCCACCGCGACGGCACGGCGCGCGUCGUCAUGGACGAGGUCGACGGCCUCCGCCAGCGGUACAACGAGGCGGCCCGCUGGGCCCUCGUCCAAGAGCCGCACGUCGACGACAACGGCGACGACGAGCGCUUCUCGGUCCGCAACGACGAGCGCUCGACCUCGGUCACGUACGGCGCCGGCCACAACGAGCUCCGCCUCGACCACGCGCCCCUCGCCGUCACCUUCCUCCGCGACGGCCAGCCGCACGUCGUCCUCAACGAGCGACAGCUGUUCAACAUGGAGCACUUCCGCGUCAAGACGGUCGGCGACGAGCCCGACGAGCUCGUCGUCCAGGACCCGGAGCACCCGGGCGAGCAGCGCGUCAUCGUCAAGGACGAGGCGUUCCCGGGCUUCCUUCCGCCCGACGACGACGGCAUGUGGGAGGAGACGUUCGGCGGCAAGACGGACAGCAAGCCCAAAGGGCCCGAAUCGCUCAGCCUCGACAUCACGUUCCCCGGCUACGAGCACGUGUACGGCAUCCCCGAGCACGCCUCGACCCUCAGCCUGAAGGAGACGAGGGGCGGCGAGGGCGCGUACACGGACCCCUACCGGCUCUACAACCUCGACGUCUUCGAGUACGAGGCCGACUCGGAAAUGGCUCUCUACGGCUCGAUCCCGUUCAUGCAGGCGCACCGCCCCGGGUCGUCCGUCGCCGUCUUCCUCGUCACGGGCGCCGAGCUGUGGGUCGACGUCACCAAGUCGACGACGACCAAGGGCGUCACGUCGGCGUACAAGAAGAACAAGUCGCGCUCGUCGACCGACGGCGGCCCGUCGAGCACGACGACGUCGACGCACUGGAUGGCCGAGUCGGGCAUCCUCGACCUGUUCGUCUUCCUCGGCCCGUCGCCGACCGACAUCUUCCAGGCGUACUCGUCCCUGACGGGCAAGGCGCCCAUGCCGCUCCUGUCGGCCCUCGGCUACCACCAGUGCCGCUGGAACUACCUCGACGAGCAAGACGUCCUGUCGGUCCAGCAGCGCUUCGACGACGCCGACGUCCCGCUCGACUUUGUCUGGCUCGACAUCGAGUACAGCGCCGAGCACAUGUACUUCCUGUGGGACCGCCGCAACUUUCCAACGCCCGAGAAGAUGCAGCACGAGCUCGCCGCUCGUGGCCGCAAGCUCGUCGCCAUCGUCGACCCGCACCACAAGCGCUCGGACGACUACUACGUCUUUACCGAGGCCAAGGAGCUCGACAUCCUGUGCAAGCAGCCUGACGGCAAGACCGACUUUGAGGGGUGGUGCUGGUCGGGCUCGAGCGCCUGGGUCGACUGGUUCAACCCGAAGAGCCACGAGUGGUGGUCGAACCUCUUCUCGUUCGACAAGUUCAAGGGCUCGACGCCGUCGCUGCAGAUCUGGAACGACAUGAACGAGCCGUCUAUCUUCAACGGGCCCGAGAUCACGAUGCAGAAGGACGCUGUGCAUCAUGGUGGGUGGGAGCACCGCGACGUCCACAACAUCAACGGCAUGAUUUUCCAAAACCUCACGAUGCAGGGCCUCAUCCGGCGCGAGGACCCGCCAAAGCGCCCGUUCGUCCUCACGCGCGCCUACUUUGCCGGCUCGCAGCGGUUCGGCGCCAUGUGGACCGGCGACAACAUGGGCGACUGGCCGCACCUGCAGAGCACCGUCCCGAUGCUCCUCACCAACAACAUUGCCGGCCUCGCGUUCUCGGGCUCCGACGUCGGCGGCUUCUUCGGCAACCCGCCGCCCGAGAUGAUGACUCGGUGGCACCAGGUCGGCGCGUUCUCGCCGUUCUUCCGCGCACACGGCCACAUCGACACCAAGCGCCGCGAGGUCUACCUCUACGACCAGCCGUUCCAGGGCAUCAUGCGCGACGCCAUCCGCCUCCGGUACUCGCUCAUGCCGGCGCUCUACACGGCCUUCUACGAGAACACGCUCUCGGGCGUCCCGAUCCUGAGGCCGCAGUACGUCGUCUUCCCCGACGACGCCAAGGGCCUUGCACUCGACGACCAGUUCUACUUCGGCGGCUCGGGCCUGCUCGUCAAGCCCGUCGUCGAGGAGGGCGUCACCUCGCAGGAGAUCUACAUCUCGGACGACCAGCCCUACUACCACUACCUCACCCACGAGCUCUACUUCGGCGCCUCGCACGGCGGCGCUCACGUCAAGGUGCCCGCCCCGCUCGAGUCGAUCCCGAUCCUGCACCGCGGCGGCCACAUCCUCCCUCGUCGCGACCUCGUCCGCCGCGCCGCUGCACUCGCGUGGAAGGACCCGAUCACGCUCGUCGUCGCCGUCGACCUCUCGGGCUCGAGCGCCAACGGCUCGCUGUACCUCGACGACGGCGAGUCGUUCGCGCACGCGCGCGGCGACUACGUGUACCGCGACUUUGCGCUCGGCCCGCAGAGCAAGGGCGCCAAGGCGCUCACGCUCCGCAACCGCCCCAAGGACGGCUACGAGCCGACCAACGCGUACGCCCAGUCGAUCGCCGAGGUCAAGGUGCGCGAGGUCGUCGUCCUCGGCCUGUCGUCCAGGCCAACCUGUGUUCGCGUCGCGGGCUCAAGUGUCGGGCUCGACUUUGAGUGGAAGGACGGCGCGAGCGCGACGAGCUCGCGUCGCUCGUCCGGCAAGAGCGCGAGCGUGCUCGUCGUCAAGGACGCCGACGCCGCCAUCGUCGACGACUGGGACCUCGUCUUCUCGUUCGACGCCUCGGCCUCGUGCUCGACGACGCCCGCCAUCGACUACGACGCGCAGCUCGCGUCGCCCGAGUGCCCGGCCGGCCAGUUCCUGUGCCGCAACGAGGGCCACAUCCCGGCGUGCAUCCUGCGCUCGCGCGUCAACGACGGCGUGUGCGACGACCAGUGCUGCGACGGCUCGGACGAGUGGGACGGCAAGGCGCUGUGCCCGAACCGGUGCAAGGCCGUCGGCGACCAGUUCCGCAAGGACCGCGCCGAGGCCGAGCGCAAGCGUCGCGUCGGCGCCAGCAUCCGCAACGACUACAUCAAGCACGGCGCCAAGGACAAGGCCAAGCUCGAGGCCGAGGUCGCCAAGGUCGAGCGCGAGCUGUCGGUGCUGCAAGAGCGCGAGGACGCGGCUCGGCUCGCCCUCGAGACGCUCGAGAACGCCGAGGCCGGCGAGAUCCAGCGCAAGAAGGACAGCCAGCUGUACGAGCGCAUCGUCGAGAUGCAGGACGCGAUCAAGGCGCUGCGCACGCACCGCGCCAACCUCGAAGGCCACAUCGCCGACCUGAGCGAGAUCAUGACCGGCCUGGCUCGCGACUUCAACCCGAACAACCAGGACAUGGCCGUUCUCGGCGCGACUCGGGCGUACGCCGACUGGCGCAAGGCCAACGGCCUCGAGGUCGACUUUGAGGUCUACGGCGUCCAGGCGCAAUCUGACGUCAACGAUGUGCCCGAGGCGCCGCCUGUCGCCAAGCCUGUCGAGGUCGAGGAGCCCGUCCGCGAGUUCUCGGACGACGACCUCAAGCAGCUCGAGAGCGAGGACCCGCUCUCGCUCAUCGACUCGGUCAACCUGCGUGUCGGUCAGCCGCUCACGUCGGGCGUCACAAGCAUCUUCCGCAUCGAGGACUACCUCCCCGACAAGUGGCGUCCCGCCUACGACGGCUACAAGCAGACUCUUCUCGAGCUCCUCUCGCGCACCGGCAUCAUCUACGCGCCCGGCCCGUCGUCCUUCGCCGGCUCCGACCACCCGGACCUUCUUCGCGCGCGCACGGCGCACACCGACCUCGUCAACGAGAUCAGCCGGGUUGAGGGCAAGCGCGACGAGGCGCGCAAGGCGCUCGAGAAGGACUGGGGCCGCGACUGGGAGUGGAAGAAGCUCGACGGGACGUGCGUCGAGCAGAACACGGGCGAGUACACCUACUCGCUCUGCUUCUUCGGCGAGGCGUCGCAAAAGUCGAACAACAACAACGCCCGCACGAGCCUCGGCCGCUUCAAGGGUUGGGCGAGCGACGUCGAGCAGGGCACCGACGCCUACUACGGCAAGCAGCUCUACGCCGACGGCCAACGCUGCUGGAACGGCCCGCUGCGGUCCGCAAAGGUCGACCUCGAGUGCGGCACGUCGAACGCGCUGCUGCAGGUCAUCGAGCCGGAAAAGUGCGAGUACUUGUUCCGGGUGGCGACGCCGGCGGUCUGCUGGCCCGACGACGACGGCGGCGAGCAGGUCAAGGACGAGCUGUAGCGCAUCGUCGAGCCUCUUUCGGAAUGACAAAGCCUUUAGAUGUCUCUCUCU
Molecule: messenger RNA, 4545 nt
Organism: Rhodotorula graminis WP1
Lineage: Eukaryota; Fungi; Basidiomycota; Microbotryomycetes; Sporidiobolales; Sporidiobolaceae
Product: glycoside hydrolase family 31 protein
Exons: 16
Coding region: 1-4494 (1497 amino acids)
Biological process (GO): N-glycan processing; carbohydrate metabolic process
Cellular component (GO): glucosidase II complex
Molecular function (GO): alpha-glucosidase activity; carbohydrate binding; protein binding
Source: RefSeq, a predicted model, not a curated record